This is a messenger RNA of Abrus precatorius (Indian licorice), 2142 nucleotides long. Its product is annotated as dof zinc finger protein DOF1.4-like. The transcript is spliced from 2 exons. Bases 360 to 1406 code for a protein of 348 amino acids. Gene Ontology annotation, molecular function: DNA-binding transcription factor activity; DNA binding. The record is from RefSeq and is a predicted model, not a curated record. NCBI's taxonomy places the organism in Eukaryota, Viridiplantae, Streptophyta, Magnoliopsida, Fabales, Fabaceae. Gene Ontology annotation, biological process: regulation of DNA-templated transcription.
ACUCAAGAUUCAUCCCCAAUUCUGCUUUACCUCUAUGUCCCCUUCUUGGAUUUCGAAUGUUCUUUUUAUAUUCCUUUUCAUUAUUCCAAUUCCAUUAUAUUUAAUCAUCCAAAUUGGAUUUUAGACCCAACCCAUCACGUGAAACUUCACAAUUGAGUUUUGACAUAGAUUAUAUUCUUAGGGGAUUAAUUAAUUAAUAAUUAAUCACGUUCAUCACAUCAUGUUAUCCUCGCCCUUUCUCUCUGUUUAUCCACAACAAUUCACUCACUCAGUCUCCACCAUUUCAAGCGCAACUCAAGGCGCCACCCUCUCUUUGUCUGUUACUCGGCUUUCAACGAUUUCAUUCCAGAGAGAAAAAAAUGUUGGGUAACUGUGAGAAAAUGGCAAUAAUCCCUCCAACAACGUCUAACAAAUGGACACAGGCUCAAAUAGAUGAUCACAAAAUCUCUAUGGGUUCCGCUGGAAGGGUUAUGGAGAAACCAAGUCAAGAUCUUGUGCAGCAGCAGCAUCAAGCCCUCAAGUGCCCUCGUUGUGACUCAUCAAACACCAAGUUCUGCUACUACAACAACUACAGUUUGUCACAGCCAAGACACUUUUGCAAAGCCUGCAAGCGAUACUGGACAAGAGGUGGAACUCUGAGGAACGUUCCCGUUGGUGGUGGCUGCAGAAAAAACAAGCGUGUCAAGCGUCCAAACCUUGAUGCUUCUUCUAACUCUCCUUCUAAUUCUUCCACUCCCAGUUCCAAUUCAAACCCUCCUUCACAUUCCCACAUCGAUAAUAUUGCUUCUAGUUCCACCUCAAACCAUAUCAUCAACCCUUUGUUUUAUGGGUUACCCGGUAACGGUAAUAACGGCAACUCUUGUGAUGUCAUGAACCUUGCUUUUCCAAGGUUCAAUUUUCAGCCUCAGAUGAAUGCUCUUGGGUUAGGUUUUUCAUCUGGGGUUAUGUCCACCGAAUAUGGUUACCGAAAUGGUUUUACUUCAAAUGGCAGCAACUCGUUUCUUUCUGCUUAUAAUUCGAUCUUUGGUUCUUCUUCAACUUGUGCACCUUCCACUCCUGUUAUGGCCUCCUUGCUGAGUUCUACUUUGCUACAACAAAAAAUUGUCAGUGGUGGGUUGAAGGGUGAUCAAGGUAGCAACGGUUUCCAAGGAUUAGCAACGCUAGAGGAGCUGCAAAUGGAAGGAAAUAAUAGCGGUGAGAGUGUAGAGGUGGUGGCUUCAAAAGACGUGAAAGUUGAAGGACAAAACAGGUUGGAGUGGAAUAAUAAUAAUAACAAUAAUAGUGGCGGUGGUGGUGCUUGCCAGAACCAGAUGGAGCAUGUGGGUUUGUCUGAUCCUAAUUCGCUUUAUUGGGGUGCUUGGAGUGAUCAACCUAAUAUUGGCCCUUCAGUCACUUCUCUGAUCUAGAAAGAUGAUGCAUCGUUUUCGAACCUACAUAUCUCUCUCCAUCGUUUAAUUAAGGUCAUCUUUUGGUCCUUUUCUUUAGCUCUAGGCUUAAUUUAAUUCUCUUUAUUACUGCUACCUUUUUUUGCUCUUGGGUCAAAGUGAGUUGGUUGGUUUACUUACAUUGAAAAGGGAAAAAAUAUUGAUACUUAAAAAGGUAAAGAUGAGAGGAGUUUGGGAUCGGAGCGAUCAUGUCAGCUGCAAUUGAAUUACGCUUCAGCCUGUUAGUUUUAUGUGUCAAGGUUGAGAAUUGGUUAUUUUGCGCUGAGAGGAACCUCGGAUCCUCUUCUCUCAUCGUGUCACCGUAGACUCUGCACAGUGUUUGAUGCCUGUGGAGAUCAAAAGGAGAACUUUUGGUGCAAGCUCUCCAUAGUUUAGUAAGUUGGUCUUUCGUUAAUUUUGUAAUGUAUAUACAAUGCAAUGACAUGCACUUUUUUUAAUACUUUCUUAUGUACUGUGAUUAGUUAGAUGGGGUGGGGGAUUUGCUUGGUAUAAGCUACUGUCCUUGGCGAAAGGAACUAAUAUUGGUUUCAUUUUAAUUUGUUAACUUACUCAACAUUUGUUAUGGCAAGUGGAGAAAUAGGAGAGUGAGAUUAAUUACUUGUAUUUGGGUGAUUUAUGUGUGUGGGGUUGAUUUCAUGGUUUGGGUCAUAUGUUCGACUUUGUAGUUUUUCUAUGUUGGUAAUUCAAGAAACUUUGG